Temnothorax curvispinosus is the source of this 1627-nucleotide messenger RNA. RefSeq names its product juvenile hormone epoxide hydrolase 1-like. Lineage: Eukaryota; Metazoa; Arthropoda; Insecta; Hymenoptera; Formicidae. The record is from RefSeq and is a predicted model, not a curated record. Bases 54 to 1475 code for a protein of 473 amino acids. The transcript has 8 exons. Gene Ontology annotation, molecular function: epoxide hydrolase activity. Gene Ontology annotation, biological process: epoxide metabolic process.
AUUGCAGCGCUAUCGUUAGUCGUACGUUCUACGUCGUAUGAAGCGGACGCACGAUGUGGAAGACCACGACCGUGAUCUUUGUUCUUGCCUGUGGUAUAGCUAUUUUAUUCCGAACCGGUCCUAUAGAUGUACCGGACUUGCCUGAGACAUUCUGGGGGCCAGAAAGAAAUAAGGGAGCCUCGAAGGAAGUACGACCGUUCGUUAUUAAAGUACCGAAGUCGGUAAUUGACGACCUAAAUGAACGAAUCACAAAAAGGAGAGAAUUCGUGGAACCAUUGGAGGAUUCUGCGUGGACUUACGGUAUCAGUACGACAUAUUUGAAAGAUGUUCUUGCAUAUUGGAGCACAAAGUAUAACUGGACUGAACGAGAAGCAUUGCUGAAUAAGUAUCCCCAAUACAUAACCAAUAUACAAGGUCUGGACAUACAUUUUUAUCAUGUGAAACCUAAUAUCCCACCGGAACGAAAAAACGUAAAGGUUUUUCCAUUGUUGAUUAUUCACGGCUGGCCAGGAUCUGUAGUGGAAUUCCAAAAGAUUAUUCCCAUGUUAACGACACCGCGUCCUGACAAAGACUUUGUGUUUGAGGUGAUUGCGCCCUCGCUUCCGGGAUACGGAUUCUCGCAAGGAGCUGUGCGACCAGGAUUAGCCUCGCCGCAGAUAGCUGUUAUAUUUAAAAAUCUUAUGUUGCGUCUCGGUUUUAACAAAUUUUACACGCAGGGCGGAGAUUGGGGCUCCGCUGUUGUUGGGCAUUUAUCUAGUCUUUUCCCGGACAACAUUCUUGGCACUCAUACGAACAUGUGUAUGGUUAUGAGCAAGUCCAGUAUGAUAUGGAGAUUAAUCGGUUCGUUUGUCCCAUGGCUCGUUGUCGAGAGCGAAUAUUCCGAUAGAAUGUACCCUUUGGGAUAUCAUACGGGUCGACUCCUCGAGGAAUCAGGAUACAUGCAUAUACAGUCUAGUAAACCAGAUACUAUAGGUACUGCUGUGGCAGCCUCGCCAGUCGCAUUAGCAGGAUAUAUUUUGGAAAAGUUCAGUACAUGGACGAAUCCUGAGUACAGAUUCCGUCCCGAUGGCGGUCUUCUCGAGAAAUACACGUUAGACGAGCUUUUAGAUAAUGUCAUGCUUUAUUGGGUUACCAACUCUUUGACUACAAGUGUACGACUUUAUGCCGAGCAAUUUAGCAAGGCCCAUAUGACGAGCAAGAUCGACGAAUUGCCUAUUGAUGUGCCGGUAGCGUGUGCGGCAUUUCCUUACGAAUUAUUCUAUCAACCGGAAAGUAUCCUUCGCGAAAGAUAUACUAAUCUGAUACAGUUUAAUCAUUUACCGCGCGGAGGUCAUUUCGCUGCAUUUGAAGAACCAGCUCUUUUAGCGGAUGAUAUCUUCAAGUUUGUGUCCACGGUUGAAGAUAUUAAGAAGAAAAAUAGUGCCAAAAAUAUGCCAAACGCAGAGAAGAAAAUAAAAGAGCCUACAAAAAUUUGAAAGAAUAUUUAAGUGUGCUAUUUUAAUUAAGAGAACAAUAAGAUGUGAAGUAACAAACACUACACUUGAUCGCCUAUAAAAACGAUAUUGUUGCAUUUUUUUCCCGUUUUUUAUAACAUGGGAGUUCUUUAAAUAAAAGAAUAUUUUUCUAA